This is a messenger RNA of Carassius carassius (crucian carp), 1962 nucleotides long. RefSeq names its product zinc finger protein 501-like. Gene Ontology annotation, molecular function: DNA-binding transcription factor activity; RNA polymerase II cis-regulatory region sequence-specific DNA binding. The record is from RefSeq and is a predicted model, not a curated record. Gene Ontology annotation, biological process: regulation of transcription by RNA polymerase II. The transcript has 2 exons. The coding region runs from base 663 to 1790 and encodes 375 amino acids. NCBI's taxonomy places the organism in Eukaryota, Metazoa, Chordata, Actinopteri, Cypriniformes, Cyprinidae.
AAAAAUACGAUCUCCCCGAAAACUAUUUCUACUGAGGUUAUAAACAGCGGUAAGCCAAAACAAAACGAAACCACGGCGUAUAGGCUAAUAUUCAUUAGCGAUUGGCUGGUUUUGUUUCGCACAUCUGGCAACCCACCAGCUAAAGCUAGGGGUUGUUUUAAACGUUCGUGAAAGAAGGACUGGUGUAGAAUAUUUUUUUGUCUGAUGUGAGAGAAAAUGUCGAUUUACAGAGUUUAUCAACAUUAACCAGCUCGAGAACUGAAAUCCGAAUGAAAUGAAACGCAGUGUGUGACCCGGUUUAUUACUAAUUACAGUGUAAUAUGUUAGUAAUAUGUUUUUCACAGGCUCUUAGUAAGCGUGCACUUCUGUAUCAUUGUGAAGGUUUCGUUUAAAUGUUACUAGAAAUAUCGUUUCUUUAAAAAAUUUAUAAUUCAUUUUUUUAUUGCAUAAUUGUACAUUCUCUGAUCUGUAAACUACCAGAGCACUGAAUAAUCAUUUAUUUUUAUAUUGAGUAUAGAGUGAGUCUCUAAAAUGAAAGUAAUUCAGUGUAAAUUUUUCUGAAUUUGGUAGAUCUGGUGUCCAUCCCACAACAGUCCACCAAUGAAGGUUAGCAAUAUUCCCAUCAUCCUAUCAGAAGAGGAACUCUAGCUCUGUAACAUACUAUGGUAAAGACUGAGUUCAUUAAAGAGGAGAUUGAUGACAUGAGCGAUCCAGAAACAUCCAGAAUGAAUCACGAAGAUACUGAGGAACAAACAGAUCAGAUGGAGGUGAAAGAGCAAAAACAAGAACUAAAUAAAGAAGAGGAUCAUUGUAACUUCAAAACUCGAAGAAGAAAAUUAAAGAAGCAGCACACCUGCUCACAGUGCGGAAAGAGUUUCAGACUUAAAUCAGGUCUCAGUAAUCAUAUGUGGCACCACUCUGGAGAAAAGCUAUUUAACUGUGAUAAGUGUGGUAAAAAAUAUGCCUCGAUAUCAAAUCUAAAAGUUCACUUGAAACUUCAUUCAGAUGAGAAACCUUAUGUGUGUUCUGUCUGUGGAAAGGCUUUCUUUCAGCUUAACUGUUGUAAUCGGCAUCAGAAAACACACGAUGAAGUGAGAGAUCAUGUGUGUUGUGAGUGUGGGAAGAGCUUUACUACAGUUGGACAGCUGAAGCAGCAUCAGAGAAUUCACACUGGAAAAAAACCUUACAAGUGCUCAUAUUGUGACAAGAGCUUCUCUCAACCUGGAAAUCUGAAAUCACACGAGCGAGUUCAUACUGGAGAGAAGCCGUAUCAAUGCACUCAGUGUGGAGAGAGUUUCAAAUAUUCAACAGUUCUCAGUGAUCAUCUUCACAUUCACUCUGGAGAAAAGGUAUUUAACUGUGAUCAGUGUGGUAAAGAGUUUUAUUCAUCAUCACAACUGAAAAGACACCUGAGAAUCCAUACGAACGGGAAGCCUUAUGUGUGUUCUUAUUGUGGGAAGAGUUUUUCAGUGUUGUUCAGUUUUAAUCAUCACCAGAAAUUACACACCGGUGAAAAAGAUCAUGUGUGUAGUGAGUGUGGAAAGAGAUUUACUACAUCUAGCCAACUAAAAUGUCACCAAAGAGUUCACACUGGAGAAAAACCGUACAAGUGCUCAUACUGUGAGAAGAGUUUCUCUCAGUUGUCACAUCAGAAAACACAUGAACGAAUUCAUACCGGAGAGAAGCCGUACAUUUGUACUCAGUGUGGAGACAGUUUUAAACAUUCAAACUCUUUAGUGCUUCAUAUGAAAAAGCAUUUUCCAUCGAGUCCCAUCCAUUUCUCCAGUUAGUUAGUUUUCAGGUGCUUUAAAGACAUGACAAAUAUUCAUACCUUUAGAUCGGCAUCAAUAAUUGCAGUGUUUCUACAUAUGUUUAAAACUGAGAAUGGUGCAAAACAACAUGAAGAAAAACAAAACAUUAUAACUGACAAAGAAACAGGUGGCACUGAAGAUUAAAAAUGUA